AUGCUUGAACAACUACGAAAUGACGUUAGACGAGACGACAAGCCUGAGAUCAACAUUGUCGACGAUACUUCCGGCUGGACGCCUAGCUCCAACCCAGCCGACCAAAAGAAGACGGCUAGCAGUAUUGCCGAGAAUCACAGGGCAAAUUUCAACACAGAACAUACAUGGACGAUACCAAUCAGUCCAAUUUAUCCGCAUCUUUCACCGCGGUCCACGAAUGAGACUGAACGUGUCAAGGUCGCCUUGAUAGAUGACGGCAUCGAUGUCAUCGACCUAGAUACCUACGGCAACCGAGUCCAAGCUGCCGGUGAUUCCUUUUUCCCGUCCAUCAACGGGGCCAAAAGGCCCUGGAACCACACGAUCAUGGGCCAUGGGACCAUCAUGGCCAACAUGAUUGCCCGUAUUAACCCAAUGGUUUCUCUCGCGGUUCUGAAGCUGUGGGAUGAACUCGCUCCUGAAGGGACACGCAUCAUCUACCCGAGGCAGCCGCCCAGGCGAUCCGUUGCGCUGUCCGCCGCAGAGUAG
This is a messenger RNA of Pyricularia grisea, 525 nucleotides long. RefSeq lists its product as uncharacterized. Lineage: Eukaryota; Fungi; Ascomycota; Sordariomycetes; Magnaporthales; Pyriculariaceae. Gene Ontology annotation, molecular function: serine-type endopeptidase activity. The record is from RefSeq and is a predicted model, not a curated record. The coding region runs from base 1 to 525 and encodes 174 amino acids. Gene Ontology annotation, biological process: proteolysis. The transcript has 2 exons.